CUCCUGGAGCCGCACCAGGAACACGGCAGACGAUACUGGUCGCCAUCGAAGCCCGGUGCACCGAGGAUACAACGUGGCCUGAAAAAAGUUUGCUGGCUUAAAAAGAAAUAGACAGUUCCCAGGUCCUGCUCAGCUCUUCCCAAUCUCAGAGAAGCCAUGGGAGCCUGCCACAUCCAGUAUUUACUGCUCGUCUUUCUUCUAAUAGCCUCGCAUCGGACUCUGGCCCAAAAUACCUACUGCCAGGUGAGUCAAACCCUGAGUUUGGAAGACGAUCCAGGCCGUACCUUUAACUGGACUUCAAAGGCUGAAAAGUGCAACCCUGGAGAAUUUUGCCAAGAAACAGUACUGUUGAUUAAAGCAGAAGGAACCAAGACCGUCGUUUUGGCCAGUAAGAGCUGUGUCCCUCAAGGAGUGGAGACAAUGACUUUCGUCCAGUACACUGCACCUCCUGGACUGGUUGCCAUCUCUUACAGUAACUACUGCAAUGACUCCCUCUGCAACAACAAAGAGAGCCUAGAUUCAGUCUGGGAAGUUCCAGACACCACAGCAAUCUCCAACAUGUCAGGAACCCGCCACUGCCCAACAUGUGUGGCCCUGGGGUCCUGUUCCAGUGCCCCCUCUCUGCCCUGUGCCAAUGGCACAGCUCAGUGCUAUCAAGGAAGGCUUGAAUUCUCAGGAGGAGGCAUGGACUCCAUUGUGCAUGUUAAAGGCUGCACCACUGCAAUCGGCUGCAGACUGAUGGCCACGAUAGACUCAGUGGGACCCAUGACUGUGAAGGAGACCUGUAGUUACCAGUCAUUCCUUCAGCCCCGAAAGGCAGAAAUCGGGGCCUCCUGGAUGCCUACCUCCCUGUGGGUGCUGGAACUACUGCUUCCGGCACUGCUGCUCCCCCUCACCCACUUCCCUUGAGGGGACACUUGAAGUCAGGGGAGGCCUUGAUCCCAGACACUGGGACUUUGGCUAGGAGGGAGCCUUCUGUCUGCUGAUGCCAAUUGGAAGAAUUGGGAAUGGAGUUGAAGAACAGAGAAAGAGGAUGCAUGUGUACUUAUAAUAAUAAAAUUAGUGCUUUGCUAUUAAA
Molecule: messenger RNA, 1078 nt
Organism: Mastomys coucha (southern multimammate mouse)
Lineage: Eukaryota; Metazoa; Chordata; Mammalia; Rodentia; Muridae
Gene: Tex101
Product: testis expressed 101
Exons: 6
Coding region: 157-909 (250 amino acids)
Biological process (GO): binding of sperm to zona pellucida; regulation of flagellated sperm motility
Cellular component (GO): plasma membrane raft; plasma membrane
Source: RefSeq, a predicted model, not a curated record